CCUACGCCCUCUACACACACUAAACAAAACAUCACAGGGCGCGUCUUGAGUUUUACUCAUUUCAUGAAGUUAUCAGGCAAUUGCUAAAUAAUUUUUAGGCUUUGACAUAGAAAAAUGCAUUCCGGGUCCUUUGAAAAAGCUGGUUCGCCGAGGAAAAGGACUCUUUCUCGAGGUGUAAGCGAGGAUGAGUCGCUUCGCAACAUUAUCAAGGAGACAGAGAAUUCCACCAGGCGCCUGACACGCAGUGACUCCAGGGGAACCCUCAAGAAGCAGAGUGAAAGUCAGCAGUCGGAGCAGGAUCUGAUCAUAGGAUUCCCUGAAAUGGAAGAACUGCAGGAAAGCUACAAGGAAGUGGUACAGGAGCUGAGUGGGCUGGAGGUUCAGCGAGAGACGUUGCUGUUCCAGGUGGAUGUUCUGCAGGACGCUCUGGAAGGGGUAGAAGAGAUGCUGGCUGAAGCUCAGAGAGCAGCCAGCCAGGCUAGCAUGGAGUUGGAGCGAGAAAGAGAGGCAAAGAAGAAGUUGGAAGAUAUGGUCAGCUCUCUGAUGCAAGAGGUGGAGAGACUAAAAGAGGAGAGAAAUACCAUACCUUCAGUCCCGGUUUACACGUUUGUCAGAGAGGAGGAGGGGGGUCUGACAAGACAAAAGGCAUAUGAAGGAAAAGAUCAAAUGAUAAAGGAAGCAAUGGAGAACAUUGGAAAUGCACCAAGCGAGGAUGUAGAUUGUUCCCAAGAUGCACCUCUUUCAAUCAAUCGAUUGGAAAGUAUACCAUUAGACACUCAGAGAAAUGGGUUGUCUGCGGAGACCAGCACUGGACUGCUCUCCUUCUUAAAAAAGGGGAGGGGGGAACAGUCUACGGAUAGUUACUCCCACCCCCCACCUCUCCAUGAUACUCAGCUUGGCUCAUCGGUGGACUUGGAGGAUGUGGGGGAGGGUACCGAGGAUAGACAAAGCCCCCUGAGCAAGCUCCACAGGAUGGUCAACAAGACCUUUGGGCAGAUGUCGUCUCUGGCACUGGGCAGCUCGCCUUCUCAAGAAGGGGUUUUUGGUAGCCCCGAAGAAAGCCAAACAGAGGCCAAGCGAGACGCCUCCCCCGAUAGGAACGACACAGACAGCAUUAGCGCCUAUGAGGAUGCGUCUGCUGACACACCUGAGUUGGAGAAUGUCUUCCCAGUGUUCUCUGGCGUGAAUGGGACAGGGCUGAUUGAUGAUGCCUGCCCCACUGUAGAGAAGGAGGAGGGAGAUCCAACCAAUGAAGCCAGAAAUCCCAAUGACUCUUGUAUUGUGUCAUAAGUUCAUGGUGGCUGCCUAUUGAGUGUAAAAGGGUCACAUUUGUUCAGAAUUCCUGGUAUACCAGCUAAUGGUCUAGCUCCUUAAAAAAACAUGACGUCAACUUGAUGGUUCUUACUCUUUUUAAAAUGUUUGUUUUUGGCUUCCUUGCAGAGUGGAACCAGCUUAGGUCUUCAUACAUAAAACAAAUAGUUUUGUGUUCAAAAACUUUAGGCAAUCAGUUUAACUCACUUCAAAUGAAAACCCUUUUUAUAAAUUAGUACCUGAUACAUCCCUUAUUUUAAGACCUGCUUUCUGCCGAAAAAAAACUGUUAUAGUGGGAUGCAUUAGAACUGAGUGGGUCCAAAUUGAUUUUAAGCUUUGUAAAGGAGUUUAAUGAAUUAACAAUUUCAACCCAGCCAUGAGCGGAACUCUGUAUCAAAACUGACCUUUGAUCUAAAUCAUUUCUAAAUAUGGAUUCAGCUAGAAAGUACCAGCUGUCUGUGUACAUACCAAACUGUCAGUCCACAGUUUAUAGCCAGCUAUCACAUUGGUGUGUUUUGGCCUUUAGCUGUCAUGCGGCUUGUAAUUCAUUUAAACUAUAUGUCCACAUCCUUCUCAAAAUCCAUCUCUUUUAUCACAUGUAUGACAUGACAAGUUGCAUUAAUGGAUAUAUAUAUAUAUAUAUAUAUGAUUGUAUAUACACAUUGUUGAUUCCUUGUUUUGUGUCCUAACUUGCUGAUAAUCCCUCCAGGCAUACACAAAGUUAUCAGAUAUGUUGGGGACACAACGCAGGUCUGUAUCACAUACUUUCUUUGAUGCCGUUUCGGUGCUCCUAGAACUAUUAUUGGCUGCUGGCCAGUUAGCAGUCACAAUAGUACACAACCGAAAACAUAAGGGGAAAAGGGAGUAAGGGAAAAAACUAAAA
This is a messenger RNA of Hypomesus transpacificus, 2194 nucleotides long. Its product is annotated as leucine-rich repeat flightless-interacting protein 1. The transcript is spliced from 6 exons. NCBI's taxonomy places the organism in Eukaryota, Metazoa, Chordata, Actinopteri, Osmeriformes, Osmeridae. The record is from RefSeq and is a predicted model, not a curated record. Gene Ontology annotation, biological process: regulation of DNA-templated transcription. The coding region runs from base 115 to 1290 and encodes 391 amino acids.